AUGAUGCAGAAAGUCGUCGAAUUGGAGAAAGAGCGAAACGAUUAUUUAUCCGAACUGGCAACACUGAAAUCCACCGUCAUCACAGCUACGGAGAACGCAAAGAAAGCUGAGCGCGAAAUGGUCGACAUGCAGCAAGAACUCAAAGAGAAAACGGACUAUAUCAACCAAAAUUCGCUUUCGUUAGAAAACCAGCAUUCGCAAUUGAUCGCACUCCAGACGCGAAUCGAUCAGCUUGAAAGCUAUCAAAAAACGCAAGAGCAGCUUCUUCAAGCCAAAAGCGAUGAAGUCAUGCUGAAACGUCGCAACGAAACCAAGCUUUUAGAUCUGAACAUGUCGCUUUCUUCGAAGAACUCCGAGCUGGAGAAGCAGAUCGCUGCGAUCAAAUUGGAGUGCUCGAUGUCCUUCGUCUCCACGGCCGUCAAGUGUAUUCUUUCUCUCGCUCGAUUCCAUGCAGCCAUCAAAGUCCUCGCCUUCGUCAUUCUCAACAACCAACAAAUGUGCUACUGCCAACUCCAAGUCAAAUCCGUCGGAUCCUUCGAAACCACCAUGUUUAAAUGGCUUCUUCUCGACACCGUCCGCAUGAACUUCCCCAACGUCCAGCUCCCCAUCGAACUCCACGACAUGAUCUACACCGAAACCCGAUCACUCAGCGCGCAGCUCACCGCCACCACCACGCAGCUCGACCAGCUCCGCGCCGAUUUCGAGACGUACAAGCGGAAAACCCGCGCGGCGACGCUCAAGCUGCAGCAGAUCGCGACGCAGGGAAAGAACCAGCAGGCGGAAGCCGCGCUGCGCGAGCAGGUCAAGACGCUGGAGGGCGAGACGGAGGAGCUGCGGCGCUGCAAUGACGCGCUGCGAUCGCAGGUGGAGUCGAUGGAGAAGGCGAAGAAAGCGGCGGGUAGGCGAUCGGAGGGGCUGAGACGCAGAACAAAACGAAGAAGACGCGCGGGAAUUGCGGAGGGAGAAGGAGCAGAUCGAAGGGGAAAUUUUGGAAUUGAGGGAACAGAUGAAAACCGCGGAUAG
Molecule: messenger RNA, 1023 nt
Organism: Blastocystis hominis
Lineage: Eukaryota; Bigyra; Opalinata; Blastocystidae
Exons: 8
Coding region: 1-1023 (340 amino acids)
Source: RefSeq, a predicted model, not a curated record